AAAACCCUUUCCCUUCUCCCUCUCUCACUGUCUCUCUACUUGGUCUCUGAUAGAACCACCCAAAACCCUUGCGACUUACGUCGUCGUCGCCGCCGUCUCCGCUCGCCGUCGAUAUCGUCUCUUCGGGCAGCUCCUCUCAGCCUGUACAUUUCAUGUUAAGGUCACAUCUUGGCUGCUCACAUGGAACUUCCUUGAAGAUCUUGAUUUCAAGCAACAAUUUCAUACAACGGGAAGGCAUUGUACAUGCAAAUCACCUGUUUGAUGAAACUGUGGACGGAGACUUGUUCGCCCUAAAUGCUCUCCUCGGUGCCCAUGUUCGCAAGGGCCAUGCUCGAGCUGCAUGGCUUCUUUUCCAUCAGAUGCACUGCAUGCACCUCAAACUCGAUGCUUACACUUUCACACCCAUUCUUAGCACAUCCUCAGCUCUUUCGGAUGUGAAGGGAGGCCAACAGGUCCAUGCCUUGGUCAUAAAAACUGGUUCAGAAUCUGAAACUGUUACAGAAACUGCCCUUCUUGACAUGUACUCCAAGUGCGGCCUCUUGGAUGAUUCGGUUCGUGUCUUUGAGGAGGCAAAGUCCAAGGAUGCCAUUGCAUGGAAUACCAUGAUUUCAGGCUACCUCCGCUAUGGCCUUGCUUGGAAUGCCCUUAAAGUUUUUGGAGCGAUGUGGAAGAGCGGGAUUCAAUUUACCAGCUUCACACUGUGCUCUGUUUUGAAAGCUUGUGCCUCACUGAAUGCUCUUCAGCAGGGGAGGCAGGUUCAUGCUUUGGUGAUUGUCAUGGGUAAUGAUUUGCUUGUUCUUGGUACUGCUCUCAUUGAUUUCUAUUCUAACUGUGGAUUAAUUGGGGAAGCCAUGAAAGUCUUCUGCCAUUUGAAUUGCAGGAGAGAUGAUGCUAUAUUUAAUUCCUUGCUUUCUGGGUGCAUUCGAAAUCAGAAGUUCGAUGAGGUGUUUAUGCUUGUUAGGCAGAUGAAACCAAACAGCAUUACUCUUACUUGUGUUCUUGCUGCUUGCUCAGAGAAAUCAGAUUUAUCAAGUGGAAAGCAGGUACACUGUUUGGCAAUUCGUCUUGGAUUUGAGUCAGAUGCCCAGUUAUGCAAUGUGUUGUUGGAUAUGUAUGCAAAAUGUGGAAAAAUAUCUGUUUCUCGUUUGCUGUUUGAUCGAAACCCUUGUAGAAGUGUGGUUUCUUGGACCAGCAUCAUAGAUGCAUACAGAAGUAAUGGGCAUGGAAUUGAAGCUUUUAAGUUGUUCAAAGAGAUGGAGGAGCAAAGCAGUAUUUCACCCAAUCCUGUGACAUUUCUUGCUAUUCUAUCUGCAUGUGGGCAUUGUGGAUUGGUGAAACAAGGAAAAGAAUGUUUUCUUCUGAUGAAGGAGAAAUAUGGGUUCGAUCCAGGUCCAGAGCAUUAUGCUUGCUUCAUUGACCUAUUAGGUCGAGCAAGUCGGAUUGAUGAAGCCUGGGACCUCUUACAUGAUAUGGGUGAGAAGGGCACUAAGCCCACGGGUGAAGUAUGGGCAGCCUUAUUGAAUGCUUGUAGAACUAAUUUAGAUAUCAAGAGGGGUGAAUUUGCAGCAAAACAGCUACUUGAGUUGCAGCCAGAGAAGCCUGGAAAUUAUAUUUUGGUUUCGAACUUCUAUUCUGCCAUUGGGAGAUGGGGUGUUGUGGAGGAAUUGAGGGGUUUGAUGAGGGAAAGAAGACUGAGGAAGGAGAUGGGGAGUAGCUGGAUCACUGUUGAAUGCUGUGAUAAAAAUAUUGAUUGCAAUGGAUUGGGAAAAAAGUUUAUCUAAAUUUAGUGCUUUCAUUGACUUCGCAUGAGAUUGUAUACCACCUCCUUACCUUUUCUGUAUAUAUCAUAAUUUUUUAAUUAAGGGUUCACCCAACA
This is a messenger RNA of Macadamia integrifolia, 1876 nucleotides long. RefSeq names its product pentatricopeptide repeat-containing protein At5g66500, mitochondrial. The transcript has 2 exons. The record is from RefSeq and is a predicted model, not a curated record. Bases 153 to 1781 code for a protein of 542 amino acids. Gene Ontology annotation, biological process: RNA modification. Gene Ontology annotation, molecular function: RNA binding; protein binding. NCBI's taxonomy places the organism in Eukaryota, Viridiplantae, Streptophyta, Magnoliopsida, Proteales, Proteaceae.